Molecule: messenger RNA, 837 nt
Organism: Symbiodinium sp. CCMP2456
Lineage: Eukaryota; Dinophyceae; Suessiales; Symbiodiniaceae
Source: the annotation of a GenBank genome assembly
AUGGCUGAGUUCGAAGUCCUUCGAGGUGCGAGUGCUUCUGCCCUGCGAGUGAGGCUCCAAGGAACGGCUGCCGUGAAGGCAGAGAGCGAUGCUUUGGUGUCAAAGACAGAGAACGUGGAGGUCCGUGCUAGCUUAGGCGGCGGAGGACUGGGCGGGCUUCUGGGUGGUGCGGCCCGAAGCUUGCUGACAAACGAGUCUUUCUUCCUGCAGACCUUGCAAUGCAAAGGCGGCUCUGGUGAAGUGCUGGUAGCACCGGAAGAUCAGGGCGACAUCGCGAUCGUUCAACUACCCGGUCCGAACAUAUCAGCAGUCUUGGUGACCAGCGGUGCUUUCCUCUGCGCAGAAACUGGGGUUGACGUGAACACGCGAGUGCAAGGUGCAUCACAAGGACUGUUUAGUGGAAGCGGCUUCUUUCUCAUGCGCUGCAGUGGUCGUGGGAAGUUGUCCAUCAGCUGCUUCGGCUCUUGUGUUCGAUACGAUCUACAACCUGGUGAAUGCCGACAGGUGGACAAUGGACACCUUGUAGCAUGGGGGGACUCAGUUAGCUACAGUAUUGGAAUGGCAUCAGCUUCGGUCUUCAGCAGCUUGGCAAGCGGCGAGGGCCUGUUGUGUACCUUCACCGGUCCUGGACCGGUUUGGAUACAGACACACAAGCCUAAGUCACACGGCUCCUCCCAAAAAUCCAGGCCGGCCCCAGGCGGAGCCUUAAUUGGCCUUUGCAUCUUCGGCUGCUUCAUCUGUCUCUUCAUCAUCGGAGUAUUUGUUGUUCUAUUCCUUUCCACUGGAUCAGAGCUUCAACCAAGACGACGGUCUAGGAGAUUGUCUGAUGAAUUCUGA